AUGGGCUCGCCGUAUAUGUUAUGGCAAUAUGUCCAAAUGAUGACGCCUUUCAAACAUGCAGACUGCAAUAUCCAUCCAGCGUUUACUCAUAUGUCUCCACAUGCGAUCCAAUCCAUGGCUUAUAUCCAGGAUCAAUGUGUGAACAACGUCAACUAUAACGUCCAUCAGCCUCAGUAUCAACAUCAUCCACAGAAUCAGCACGAUGUAAACAACCCUCUGCUGUAUAAUGGAUAUUCAAGUAACUCCGACUACUUGCCACCCAGUGAGAAUCUAACCACCAACAAACCAGCGAAGACCCAUCCAGCUAAACCUAAUCAUAAACCAAAGCUCUGUCAUGUAGCUAAACCAGUAGACACUUUGCAAGUCCCCGUGUGUACAUCCUCAAAGAAGAAGUCUUCGUUUACUAUAGAAGAGAUCUUAAGAAAAGGAGAUGACAGAAAAUAUCGAGUAGAAUCUUCUCCCCUCCCGACUAUAGAAACUGAUCAUGACAAACACAUAUUUGACUCAAACACUAGCCCAGUUAUAUCUGCAGCUUCAACGCCACGAAAAAUUGACUUAGGUUCUCCAUUAAAUGGGCACUACAACAUCCAACCGCCUCUUAUGCACAGUACACCGACAUCGUACCAUCAUCAAGGCCCCCCGAGAAGACACGGUCGCUUUCUGAACGUGGCUCACUCACAUCCUUACUUCAUGCAACAGUAUGAUGGCGUCGAUAACCACCACCACCAUAUUCCUCAGUCGUUCCAGUCUCAUCCCUGCAUAUUACCAUCAUCCCAGGGGACGCCGUCCUCUUCACUGGCGUCUUCAUCGGGCUCUUCAUCGGCGCCAUCUUCAACCUGUUCAGUUUUUAAUCUUAUGACUGAACAUGUCUGGUUCUGCCUUACAGAAAAACAGGAGAAAAGAGCCGGAGGGAAGUCAAAGAGAAACAGAACAAUAUUCACACCAGAACAGUUGGACAGACUGGAACAAGAAUUUGAGCGACAGCAAUACAUGGUGGGCACAGAAAGAUUCUUCCUAGCUUCAUCACUCAGUCUAACUGAAGCCCAAGUCAAAGUCUGGUUCCAGAACAGAAGAAUCAAAUGGCGAAAGCAGCAUCUGGAGCAGCAACAGGCGCGUCUGGCGAAAGGAGAUCUUUUCAGAGACUUAGACGAGGAGUCAGGUGAUUCCGACAUAGAGGAAGGUCCGAGAGCUACUCACCUAGACUCGCGCGAAAGCAGUUCUCCCGCAGACAGUUCAGAGUGA
Molecule: messenger RNA, 1242 nt
Organism: Candidula unifasciata
Lineage: Eukaryota; Metazoa; Mollusca; Gastropoda; Stylommatophora; Geomitridae
Source: the annotation of a GenBank genome assembly